Messenger RNA from Knipowitschia caucasica, 321 nucleotides. The record is from the annotation of a GenBank genome assembly. NCBI's taxonomy places the organism in Eukaryota, Metazoa, Chordata, Actinopteri, Gobiiformes, Gobiidae.
AUGUCUCAUGGACACAUGUCUCUGGGACACAUGUCUUGUGGACACAUGAUUUGUGAACAGAUGUCUCGUGGACAGACGUCUCGUGGGCAGAUGUCUCGUGGGCAGAUGUCUCGUGGGCAGAUGUCUCGUGGGCAGAUGUCUCGUGGACAGACGUCUCGUGGGCAGAUGUCUCGUGGGCAGAUGUCUCGUGGACAGACGUCUUGUGGGCAGAUGUCUCGUGGGCAGAUGUCUCGUGGGCAGAUGUCUAAUGAGCAGAUCUCUUGCAGACAUAUCUCAUGGACAGAUGUCUCGAGGACAGAUGUCUUCUGGACAGAUGUCUAA